Lathyrus oleraceus (garden pea) is the source of this 1432-nucleotide messenger RNA. RefSeq names its product probable protein kinase At2g41970. Gene Ontology annotation, molecular function: ATP binding; protein tyrosine kinase activity. Bases 250 to 1353 code for a protein of 367 amino acids. The transcript has 8 exons. NCBI's taxonomy places the organism in Eukaryota, Viridiplantae, Streptophyta, Magnoliopsida, Fabales, Fabaceae. The record is from RefSeq and is a predicted model, not a curated record. Gene Ontology annotation, biological process: protein phosphorylation.
UCCCUUUCUUCCAUAACCCACCUAAACUUUCCAUGCAUGCAUGCAUUUCUAUUCCUAAAUUAUUAUUUUCAUCAUCGUCAUUACUAAAUUAUUAUUUUCAUCAUCGUCAUUGUUUGUAAUUCAGUUUUCUCAAUAUUUUCUGCCAAAUAUUGUAUCAUUGAUUUCCUUAAUCUUCAACCCAGUAACGAAUUAUAGGCGAUUAAUUACUGUGAAUGGAUUAUUGAGAGUGCACCUUGGAGUAGGUGAAGUAUGUUGUGUUGCGGAGGUGCAGAAGAAGAGACAAGCGGCCCGCCUGCAAACCAAUACACUGCACCGUCAAGAGGGGGUAACAACGCGUAUGGUGGAGGUGGAGGCAAUGAUAGAGGAGAGCCAAGGAGCAAUAUUACCAAAAGUGGUGGACCGCAAAAAGUAUUACCGAUCGAGAUACCAUCUAUAACAUUGGAUGAGUUAAAUAGGUUAACAGGAAACUUUGGUUCAAAGGCUUUCAUUGGUGAAGGUUCCUAUGGUAGGGUUUACUAUGCAAAAUUGAGUAAUGGUACUGAAGCUGCAAUUAAAAAACUAGAUACCAGUUCUUCGCCUGAUCCCGACACGGAUUUUGCUGCUCAGUUAUCAACUGUUUCAAGACUCAAGCAUGACAAUUUUGUGGAGUUGACUGGAUAUUGUUUAGAAGCAGACAACAGAAUUUUGGUUUAUCAAUUUGCAAGUUUGGGUUCUUUGCAUGAUGUAUUACACGGAAGGAAGGGUGUACAAGGUGCUGAACCCGGCCCAGUCUUAAACUGGAACCAGAGAGCGAGAAUUGCAUUUGGUGCAGCAAAAGGCCUAGAGUUUCUUCAUGAAAAAGUCCAGCCGUCUAUAGUUCAUCGCGACGUUCGAUCCAGUAAUGUGUUGUUGUUCAAUGAGUACGAAGCCAAGAUUGCUGAUUUCAGCUUGACGAAUCAGUCUUCUGACACUGCAGCUCGGCUUCAUUCUACAAGAGUCUUGGGAACAUUUGGCUAUCAUGCUCCAGAGUAUGCCAUGACAGGGCAAAUAACACAAAAAAGUGAUGUGUAUAGUUUCGGAGUUGUGCUUUUAGAACUCUUGACCGGAAGAAAACCGGUAGACCAUACAAUGCCUAAAGGGCAACAAAGUCUUGUUACUUGGGCAACUCCAAGAUUGAGUGAGGAUAAAGUGAAACAAUGUGUGGAUCCUAAGCUAAACAAUGACUAUCCUCCAAAGGCAAUUGCUAAGUUGGCAGCGGUAGCAGCACUGUGUGUUCAAUAUGAAGCUGAUUUUCGGCCAAACAUGACGAUUGUAGUAAAAGCUCUUCAGCCACUUCUCAAUGCAAAACCACCUGGUCCUGACCCUAAUGCUUGAUUGAAACUGUGAUGUCUUUGAAUUAUCAGAAUUCAUAAGAGUUGAGCUUAAAGUUGAACCUGAUUGCUUGUUCACCUAC